Molecule: messenger RNA, 1071 nt
Organism: Tachyglossus aculeatus (Australian echidna)
Lineage: Eukaryota; Metazoa; Chordata; Mammalia; Monotremata; Tachyglossidae
Gene: FOXB1
Product: forkhead box B1
Exons: 1
Coding region: 1-1071 (356 amino acids)
Biological process (GO): regulation of transcription by RNA polymerase II; anatomical structure morphogenesis; cell differentiation
Molecular function (GO): RNA polymerase II cis-regulatory region sequence-specific DNA binding; DNA-binding transcription factor activity, RNA polymerase II-specific
Source: RefSeq, a predicted model, not a curated record
AUGCCCCGGCCCGGCCGCAACACGUACAGCGACCAGAAGCCCCCCUACUCCUACAUCUCCCUGACGGCCAUGGCCAUCCAGAGCUCCCCGGAGAAGAUGCUGCCCCUCAGCGAGAUCUACAAGUUCAUCAUGGACCGCUUCCCUUAUUACCGGGACCAUACCCAGCGCUGGCAGAACAGCCUGCGCCACAACCUGUCCUUCAACGACUGCUUCAUCAAGAUCCCCCGGAGGCCCGACCAGCCGGGGAAGGGCAGUUUCUGGGCGCUGCACCCCAGCUGCGGGGACAUGUUCGAGAACGGCAGCUUCCUCCGGCGCCGCAAGCGCUUCAAGGUGCUGCGCCCGGACCCGCUGGGUGCCAGCAAGGCCGGGCACGAAGCCGGGCACUUCCUGCACCCUCACCAUCACCACCACCAGCAGCAGCAGCAGACCCAGCAGCAGCAGCAGACCCAGCAGCAGCAGCAGCAGCAGCAGCAGGCGGCUGCCAAGCUGCGGCUGAGCGCCCUGGCCGCCUCGGCUUCGCACCUCUCCCCCGUGCCCGCCGCCUAUGCCCACGCCCUGGGCGGCGCGGCCCAGCCGUCCGGCUUCAAGCACCCGUUCGCCAUCGAGAGCAUCAUCGCCCGCGAGUACAAGAUGCCCGGCGGGCUGGCCUUCUCCGCCCUGCCGCCCGUGCCCGCGGCGGCGGCCGCCUACCCGCUGCCGGGCCAGCUGAGCCCGCUGGGCACCUCGCUGGGCCCCGGCUGGCCGCACGUCUACGGGUCCGGGGUCCUGGACCCGUCGGCGCCCCUGCCCGACUACGGCGCCGCCUACGCCGUGCCCCUCAAGCCCCUGGCCCACGGCGGGCCGGCGCUGCCCGCCAUCCCCGUGCCCAUCAAGCCCGCCCCGGCCGCCGUGCCCGCCCUGCCCGCGCUGCCCGCGCUGCCCGCGCCGCUGCCCGCGCUGCUGUCCAACUCGCCGCCCUCGCUGUCGCCCACGUCCUCGCAGACGGCCGCCAGCCAGAGCAGCCCGGCCACCCCCAGCGAGACCUCCCUCACCAGCCCGCCCUCCGCCCUCCGCUCCGUGCCCGUCCACUGA